Agrilus planipennis (emerald ash borer) is the source of this 1240-nucleotide messenger RNA. Its product is annotated as lipopolysaccharide-induced tumor necrosis factor-alpha factor. The record is from RefSeq and is a predicted model, not a curated record. Gene Ontology annotation, molecular function: zinc ion binding. Lineage: Eukaryota; Metazoa; Arthropoda; Insecta; Coleoptera; Buprestidae. The transcript has 4 exons. The coding region runs from base 145 to 531 and encodes 128 amino acids.
AUAUGCAUUAUACAGGGGAAUUUGUGGCUAGUCGUUUGAGUGGCACGUGAAGUGAUUCUCUGUUUCUUUAGAAUUGGCUACAAAAGUGGAAGAUAAAUAAAAAAGUUCACCACUUUCGGAAUAAUUAAAGAAUAUAUCACUUCAAUGACAAAGUAUUUACGACUUGGUCACCAAGACGAAACAAUGGUCAACGAUCCGCCAACUUACAACAACGCCAUAACUGCAGGAGCUCCUCCACCUCCUGGUUUUGUUCCAACACCCUCAACGCACAAUGCAACUAUCAUUGUAAGUGGGCCGCCACAAGGUUCUUUUGGACCGCGUAGUAAGAUGACGGUAUGUCCUUACUGCAACAGUCACAUCAGCAGCAAAGUAGUUUCUAAUGCUACAACUAAGACUCACUUAAUUGCAUUACUGCUUUGCCUUGGCUUAUGUUGGUGUUGUGUGUGCUUACCGUAUUGUAUGGAUUCAUGCCGAAACCAAAAUCACUAUUGCCCAAAUUGCGAGGUUUUCUUGGGAACAUAUACCAACUAACGAAUUAUUAUUUCAUAUUUUUUUCAAAUAAGGAACGUUGGUAACUUAGUUGCUUAUGAAUAUUAUUGGGUAUUAUAGUUUAUAAGUUUUUUAGAUUAUUACUGCUGUUUUUUUUUUCGUAAAAUUUUUUAAUUGUAUUUGUACCAAAUAUAUUACAACUUACCCCGUAUCGUAUAUUGGAAAGCAAACAUGUUCGUAUAUUUUUACCAUGCCCCUACCGAAAGCACUAUAAAUUUCGAGUAUGAAAGGGCAACAUCUAUUCCUUCCGAGUAAGAAAUCGCAUUCACUUCUAAUUAAGAAAUGAUUUUACUAUCUUCCGCGUGGUUUCUAAUUUUUCCACAAUUACUACGCUUUUGGUGUUAAAAUAUAUUUCUGAUAAACAGUAAAUGCGAUUUAUCACCUGGGAGGUAGUAUAUCAAUUUCUCAUAACUAAAAUUCUCCCUCAGUAUAAUAGUAAUUUCAAGACCAGUGUUUAAGGAAACUAAAAUUUGCCUUCAAUAAUAUUGAUAUAUUUUUUUCUUUUACUUCUCCCUCCUCAUGGAAAUGAGGAUAGUUAAAUGAAUGAUGUCUUUUGUUAAAAUUUUUUUUGUUCAUUGGUGAUCGACCAAUUUGAAAUUGGUACUGAAACACUUCUAGCUAAACUUUCUAAAACAAAUUCGACAGUCAUAUGCAUUGGAUUUAUAUGAGUUUACAAUACAAGGAACGGGAG